Molecule: messenger RNA, 522 nt
Organism: Letharia columbiana
Lineage: Eukaryota; Fungi; Ascomycota; Lecanoromycetes; Lecanorales; Parmeliaceae
Exons: 2
Coding region: 1-522 (173 amino acids)
Source: RefSeq, a predicted model, not a curated record
AUGGUUGCGAGAUGCGACGUCCAGGAUAGUGUGCCUUUCGAAACGUCAAGUCUUCUUUCGGCGUACCAUAACCCUCAGCAUCGUGUACUGGUUAAGCUACUCCUUGCGUCUCACCGCUGGAAAGGCGCGCAGCAUCAUUGCUACCGCUCUUCUGAAUCGGUAUCACGGGCAACCGUCAUCGGCACCGGGGCCAACACAGGUCUCGGCCUCGAAGCCGCUCGCCAUUGCGCUUGCCUCGACGCCUCAAACGUCAUCCUCGCCGUCCGCGACCUUCCCAAACGUGCCGAGGCCAAUGUCUCCAUCCAAUCCUCAACCAGCUGCUGCCCAAUCCUCGUCUUGUCCCUCGACCUCUUGUCAUACGCAAGCGUCGAUGCUUUCGCCUCCCAAGCCUGUACCCAGCUUCAUCGCAUUGAUCCCAUUGUCCUGAAAGAGGGCUUUGGAUCCGAGACUUUUUGCCCGGCCGAAGCAUUGGAAUUAAUCAAUACAACACGAAUUUCCAUUAGCACUCUUCUGCUCGCUUGA